Molecule: messenger RNA, 2053 nt
Organism: Sinocyclocheilus rhinocerous
Lineage: Eukaryota; Metazoa; Chordata; Actinopteri; Cypriniformes; Cyprinidae
Product: ankyrin repeat and SOCS box protein 2-like
Exons: 8
Coding region: 198-1835 (545 amino acids)
Biological process (GO): intracellular signal transduction
Molecular function (GO): protein binding
Source: RefSeq, a predicted model, not a curated record
UAUCUCAGCUGGCUGAGUGGGUAGACAAAUAAGGUGAACUCCAGUCCUCACGUGUCAAGAGCAACCUAAAAUUAACCCAGCGAACAGCUGAGCACUCGAGUGUGUGUGUGUGUGUGUGUCGUCCACACACACACACACACACACACACACACACAGGCGCGCGCGGCUCAAGCAUCUUUGUCUGUGACAAUACCAGGAUGACACGAUUCUCUUACGCCGAAUAUAUCGCAUUAUUUCGAUCAAGCGACACAAAACGAAACUCGCCGCAGAAAACACCAUCAUCAUCAUCAUCAUCAUCAUCAUCUGGAGGAGCUGCGAACCGAGACGAAACAGACCCGUCACAAGUCCGGUCUGCCGUCAGAAGAGCUGAAGCGUGUGACUCAGACGACUGGACGGCUCUGCAUGAAGCGGCUCACCGCGGCCAGACACACUGCGUGAGGACUCUGCUGACAGAUCCUGGCGUGUGUGUGGACAAACGCACGCUACAGGAGCAGACGCCGCUGAUGCUCGCCGUUCACGGAGGACACCUGGAGUGUGUGAGGAGUCUUCUGGAAGCAGGAGCCGACCCUGACAUAAGCAACAAGAACAAAGAGACGCCUCUUUAUAAAGCGUGUGAGCAGGAAAGCAUCAGCGUGGUGAAGCUGCUGCUGGCGUCCGGCGCGGCGGUGAAUCAGCGCUGUUCUCGCGGCUGGACCGCGCUGCAUGAAGCAGCGAGACGAGACAACACUGAGCUCUGUGAGACGCUCCUGAGAGCCGGAGCCGCUGUAGACGCCCGCAACACUGACCACAUCACACCCGCGAUAGAGGCGGCUCGACACGGACGCACAGGAGCGUUGGCGUACCUGAUCCAGAGCGGUGCUGGUGUGAACGCUCAGACGUGUGACGGGAACACUGCUUUAACCCAAGCCUGCAGACACGGUCACACAGAAACUGUCAAGCUUCUGCUCAAACAUCACGCUGACGCCAACAAAGCCACCGACACCGGCCUUCUGCCUCUGCACAUCGCCAGCCAGCACGGACACAACGAGAUAGUUUCUUCACUGCUCCCGGUCAGCAGCCGGGCGAGGGUCCGGCGGAGCGGUGUCUCUCCGCUUCAUCUGGCGGCGGAGCAUGACCGGCGGGCCGUUCUGAGUCUGCUGAUCGAGUCGGGAUUUGACGUCAACAGUAAACUGUCUCCGGAGCGCUCCGCUGGGUUCCAGGACCGGCGUGUUUCUGCUCUGUACUGCGCCGUCGCUGCCAGGAACACAGGGGCCGCCGCCGCUCUGCUGAGGGCCGGAGCCGACCCCAGCACUGACCCCUGCAGCCCGCUGCUGCUAGCGGCGCGUCACGGCUGUCUGGAGACUGUGGCCCUGCUGCUGGAGCACGGAGCCCAUGUGAACACAGGCUUCCCAGCGCUGCUGCUGCACACUCAUCAGCUGGACCUCCUGCAGUAUCUGCUGGACCGCGGCUGCGACGCUCGGCCCUGCUUUACCUGCGACACACAUCACAGCGACCUCAGAACUCACACGCGCCAGAGACACACCAGCGACACUGACGCACAGUUAAAGUUCUGUGACUGGAUCUCGUCCUCCUGCUGGAGACACUCAGCCGGGCGGCUCGUUGAUCUGCUGCUGGACUAUGUAGGAAACGUUCAGCUCUGCAGCAGGGUCAGAGAUCUCCUUCUGGACCAACCGGAGUGGACGAGCAUUAAGGAGAAGACAUCGUCUCCUCGAGGCCUGACGCAUCUCUGUGGGCUGAGGAUCCGAGAGCAGCUGGGGCCGCAGAGACUGAGAUGUGUGGAGUCCCUGCCGCUGCCGGGCCCCAUGCUGAGGUACCUGAGCUCCAGGGGCCUUUAGCACAACACUGACCACUCCUGUCCACUGUGUAUUUAUAUCACUUUUAAUUGAUCUUGAUGUGCUUGACACACAGUUUCAUGUAGAUGAUCUGAAAAUACUGAUAUGAUGGUGGUGUUCACAGAAUAAACCUGCUCCCAGGCUUCGAGUGUCUGAGCUCUUGAAAAGCUGUCAUUCCUUUCAUUAACAGACAGUGCAAAAUAGUGAAUUAUUACCAGAUU